Messenger RNA from Eurytemora carolleeae, 1991 nucleotides. RefSeq lists its product as uncharacterized. The transcript is spliced from 13 exons. The record is from RefSeq and is a predicted model, not a curated record. Lineage: Eukaryota; Metazoa; Arthropoda; Copepoda; Calanoida; Temoridae. The coding region runs from base 52 to 1098 and encodes 348 amino acids.
AUUUAUUCUAUAUUUUCAGAGUGGAAUGCUUGCAAGGUUUGCAGGCUGGCAAUGGAGUUAAGUAGCCGGCUGGAAAAUGGGAAGCGGUUCAAGUAUGACAAUAAGGAAAAUAAGAUAAACGGAAAGGAUUCAGAGAUGGGAGGACAUUGGGCUUUUUUAGAAUAUGAGGACUUUACCCACACUGGCCUAGGGUUAGAAACAUAUACGGAUGGUGUUCAGCAUCCCUUGGAGCUUAGGAAAAUUCUUAUUGGAGACCUUUCCCAGGAAAUGUCAGUUUCAUUUCGACUAAAUCACGAGGAAAACUUUAAAGCACUGGUUCAUCCUAAUUGCGGAAGGCACGGAGUCGAGAUAUUUGAUUCGUCUGGUCGAGUUGUUUCAAGCUUUGGUCAUCAGCAAGCUAAACUCCAUGAGAGUGGAAUAAUUAAUCCAUUUCUGGGCGGACUAUGGGAUACUGAUGACCUUAGCCCCGAGUCCAUGAAGGGUGGCGAGGAGGUGGAUCCGCUCAGGACUAUUUCAGCUUACAGGCGACCUGGACGACCUCCCGGUCAGCAAGGAACCUAUGAUCCUGAAUCUGGCACCAUUCGGUUUAUUUGCAGGUUAUUUUGCGGCGCUAGUUUAGCAUCAGCCAAGGGAAGAAGGAAACAUGAGAAAAAACAUUGUCCAAAUGUACCUAAGGACCCAUUCGGAGGAUUUCCAAUGUUUUACUCCCCCAACAAACUACUAGGACAUUCCUUGUUUGGAGCAAAAAUUCCUGUUAAGAAGCAAGAAUGGUUCGAAUGCAGGAUUUGUGGUAAAAUUCUGAAAACCUACGAGGGAAGACGACUCCAUGAAAAGACUCAACAUCUUCCAAAAAAGAUCCCUCCGUUUGAGAAUAAUAAUAUAGAAGGAAAGGGAAAAGAGAAAACUCAGGCUCUUGACUCUAUCCCUACCAAACAACUCGGACAGGAGAAGUUCAAAGAACUGAUAAAAGUCGAGGAUGAUGAUGAUGAUGACGAUGACGACGAUGACGAUGAUGAUGACGAAGAAGAAGAGGAGGAAAGAGAGCAUGGUAAAGAAGAAGGAGUAGUAGAGCAAGUAGGAGGAGUAGGAGAUGUGUGAAACUAUUUUGUCACGAAAAAAGUUAAAACGAACUUUUUUCCAUUUUUGAGCUUGCUUUGGACAAAACCAAAUAUUGUCGGAAAACCGUAAAUACCAAAUUUUGGGUCUCGGGAAAUAUUUAUAUGUUAUUAAACGCAGUUUAUUUAGAUUGACCAUCGUGCUGGCCCCUCUCCCUCCCCCCUCCCUUUCCAGUGUGGAUUCCCCCCCUUUUCGGCGAGAACGCCCCUUCUCCUCUGCCCACCCCCCCCUUCAUUUUGUGCGUACCUUUCAAUCUACGCAUUACACACAAAAUUUGAAUAAUUGUGAAUGUUCUCAUUUAGUUCCUAGCACUCAAUGGAAUCCAUCAUUUUGUUCAUUUUCAAGAAAACAAAAUUUACACUUAGGUUAACAAUUUAGUUAUUUAAAGUUACCAAUAUUUAGUCAUUAUACCUGUGUUAAAUUCAUGUUUAAUUAUAUAUAUCUAUAUGUAUACACUAAAGAGCAUCUUAAUUAAAGUAAAUUUACAUACAUUUUUCAAUGAUUUUAGUCCUUGAGAAGUUUACAGUUAUUGCUGGUAAACCCAAAUUCAUUUUAUGAAACGAAAAUUUUUGCUAUAUUCGAAUUGAAUGUCUAUUUUUGAGCAGGGUUACAGCAAAAUUCAAUGAUAAUUUUUUCAAGAAUUUUUUAAAAAGAAAGUAGACGUUGGAAUUUUUGUCAAUGGGAGGGACCUAAAUUUAGCGCCAACCACCUUUUGGAGUCGUAAAAUUCCCACACACGACCCUGCUUCCAUGUUAGUCAGUAAACUAGUUGUCUAAUUGUAUAUUUGAAUGUCUGUAUUGUUUUCAUAUCUGUAUAUUUUUACAAAGGUGUCUGGUGAUUCGAUACCUUACAUUAAUGAUUGUGGUGUUUUCAGA